Molecule: messenger RNA, 2874 nt
Organism: Ectocarpus siliculosus
Lineage: Eukaryota; Phaeophyceae; Ectocarpales; Ectocarpaceae
Source: the annotation of a GenBank genome assembly
AUGCCGCCAGAAACGGCAGACGAAGAACGGCCACGGACCGGCGAAGCAGUUGUGCUGAAGCACAUCGCGAGGGAGAUUGAGGACAGGAAUGGCCUGUCCACCUCGACCACGGCAGUGGCAUUGACCCCGCCUCGGGAAGAUUGGGGGACGCCGGAGGGCUGGCUGGAUGCAGUCGAGAACGCGCUGAAGAAAACCAAAGACGGCGAGGGCAAGGCCGACAUUUCUCGGCGGAUUGAGACCGUCCGGAGCUCCCAAUCCAAAAUAUCAUGGGACGCCGCCCUGAAAGCAUCCACGUGGGACAUCGAGCACGGCCAGGUUGAGCACGAGUUCGAGGAUCACCGCCCGCACAUGGUCACGACUCAAGGUCAACAUCGUUUCGCGGUGCUCAAUGCCGCGUUGCACGAGCAACUGGGCCUGUCACUUUCACGAGGCGGAGACCUUGGGGAAGAAGGGGUCUUCCACGGCGAAAAAGAUGCAGCGCGCAGGGAGGCUCUCGAAGACAAGCUCAAGACUGCAGUGAAGGGCUGCACGGUCUCCUUCGCCAUACAUUCCUACAUGACCCACGAGGCGGCCAGAAAGAUUGCGCAUGACUUACGCCAGGCGGAGUCUCGUACGACGAAAGAGUCUUUGGUUGACGUUGCAAAGACAAUGGCGCCGCUCAUCAAGCAGGUCUACGACCCUGAGCAGAAGAUCUGCCACGAUCGCGCAGCUAAAACGUUCGGCGAUACCUGGAAUUUCAACCUGACGGAGCCCAGAUUCGCAGAGGCAGGCAACCGCACUAAGCAGACCUUAGCGAAAACCGUUAAAGAUGCCCUCGACUUAAUCAACAUCAACACGAGGCAGCAGGCGACUUCGUUGUUUGUUUUCGCGUACGCGAUGUGCCCGGCAAACGAAACUGUCAAGUGGUUAGUGAACUACCUGGAGCAGCAGGGGACGAUCAAGGCUGACGCCAACAGAGGUACCUCCGUGCCUUCCCCCCCGCAGGGAAUACCUGAAGCCAGGACGGUACACCCGCUCAAGGAGUUUGCUCUCCAAGGUUUCUUCUCGUUGACCGCGAGGACCCAAACUUCGCCGGAUGUGCAGUCAUAUAUUGAGAACAACGGUUUUUGCGAGCAUUUCCGCACGAAGUACGCCAUUCAGCUGGCUACAUGCGAGAUCAUAGACGCGAUGGUCAUGUCUCUUCUCACACGACAGCACUUGCCUCGCCGGGAGCAGAGUUCGACUAAGGCACACCCGGCUCAGGAUGUACAACUCCUGGCCAACGUCAUGACAGACUUAGUCAGCAAAGAAGAGACGACAUACUUCGGAAAGUGUGGGGAGGGCACGCGGGGUGAGUUCCGGUCGGCCGUGAAGCGUCUGACUCCGGUCCUGGCACGAUAUUUCGGACUCCCCGCGCUGGACUCAUCGAACAACAAGAUCAACAGGACGAAGCUCAAGAAAUCAGUAGCGCGGAGGUCCAAGGCCUACAACGACGCCUUUACCUCGGGGCAGACGCUCUCCGAAGAUAUGAACCCUUCGAACACCACAAUUUUGGUGGUCAACGGCUACGCCAAUAAGCCCUUCCUGUCGAUUAGCGGGUCACAAGCGAUAUUUUCGGACGAGACAUGGAACGAUUGGCUCGAAGACUUCACGCCAACCCCCCAAACCGAUGGCCCCCAAACCGAUGGCGACAGCAGUACAGCAGACAAGGAGGAGGGUAAGGGGGAGACGACGAAGGAUAAGAAGGGCAAGGGCAGGAAGGGCAAGGGCAAACGGCAGCAAAAGGUUGCGGCGACUGCAGCUGCGCAGAAGGCGAAGGCGGAAGAGGCGAAGGGCAACAGGCGGCAAAGGGUUGUGGCGACUUUCAUGGCCUGCUUCAUCGUAGAUUGGUUCUUGGAGCCGAUCUGCAAGACGCACAAAUUUGCAUCGAGGGCGGACAGAUUCAAGAGCCUUGUUCGCGCUGUCCGUGCAGGGGGCGAUACGGUACCCAAGCUGAUGCUCAAGGCGCUCGAGGACAACCCUGGAAAGGUCAAAGACGGGGAGUUCGGGUUCUUCAACUCCGAAAGACUGAAGAUCCUGACAUCUACAGCAUCUACAGCAGGCCCGAAGACGAAGGCCGAUGGAGCAGCACCACAAAACGACGAUGACGGAGGCCAAGGGGGAUCCUCGCGUGAUGACCCUCCUGGUGGUGCACCUGGGUGGACUGGCCGGAGGGUGCAGCUUUCCGUGGGAGCCGGAGAAUCCAAGGUGCAGGUACUGGUAUCAUUUACCGAAGAGGAAAUGAGUCGGUGCGGCUUGAUGGAUGAGGGGGGCAUCGUCAAAAAGGAGCCAGUUAUUUGCUACUUCGCCCAAACAGACACCGAGGACAAGAAGCGCAAUGAGGAGAAGGACACUGCCAAGAACACGAAGAAGUCGGGCAGCAAUAAGCGCUACCGUUCGACACUACCCGACACAAAAUGCUACGCUACCCGUGUCAACAACCUUUCUCUGUCCAGCAGCGGUGCGGGAGACCAAGGCGACACGCCCACAGCACAGCCUAACAAGAAGAAGAAGAAAAGUCUUAGGAAGGCACCCGAUGGUACCGAUUCCUCUGGUGACGAGGUGUUGGCUUCAGACAACCACGGCGGGAGUGGUGGCAUUCUCCUAGAAAACACGUCCUCGUCGAGCGACGAUGAUUCACAAGAUGAUUGCUCACAACAGCAGAGGGCCAAGGUGAACUACAAGAAGAAGGCCUUUCCUAAGGAUAUUGGCGCUUCACCUACCUCAUCUUCUGAGGCGCCAGACGACGCAAAGAGGGAGGGUGCAGACGAAGGCGCUCAUGGGUCGGGAGCCGAGAACACAACCGACAGUGAGGUUCCCGAAUCCGGUUCCACCGCGGCUCCAACUGACGAGUAA